GCUUGUCCCCCAGCGCCCGCCGAGAAGGAGGUCAUCAGAGGCCAGUACGGGAAGCUCACCGACGCCUACGGCUGCCUGGGAGAGCUCAGGUUAAAAUCUGGUGACGCGUCCCUGAGCUUCCUGGUUUUGGUGACGGGCUGCACGUCUGUGGGCAGAAUUCCGGAGGCUGAAAUCUACAAGAUCACCGCCACCGACUUUUACCCUCUGCAGGAAGAGGCCCGGGAGGAGGAGCGGCUCACGGCCCUCAGGAAGAUCCUCAGCUCCGGCGUCUUCUACUUCUCGUGGCCCAGCGACGGGUCGCGCUUCGACCUCACCGUCCGGGCGCAGAAGCAGGGUGAUGACAGCGACGAGUGGGGGAACUCCUUCUUUUGGAACCAGCUGCUGCACCUGCCCCUGCGGCAGCACCAGGUGAGCUGCCGCGACUGGCUGCUGAAGGUCAUCUGCGGGGUGGUGGCCAUCCGCACGGUGUACGCCUCGCACAAGCAGGCCAAGGCCUGCCUCAUCUCCCGCAUCAGCUGCGAGCGAGCCGGCGCCCGCUUCCUCACCCGCGGCGUGAACGACGACGGCCACGUGUCCAACUUCGUGGAGACGGAGCAGACGAUCUACAUGGAUGAUGGUGUGUCGUCUUUCGUCCAGAUCAGAGGCUCGGUUCCGCUGUUUUGGGAGCAGCCAGGGCUCCAGGUUGGCUCGCAUCAUCUGAGACUCAACAGAGGCCUGGAAGCCAACGCCCCUGCUUUCGACAGGCAUAUGGUCCUCCUGAAGGAGCAGUAUGGGAAGCAAGUGGUCGUAAACCUGCUGGGGAACAGAGGCGGAGAGGAGGUGCUCAACAGAGCCUUCAAGAAGUUGCUCUGGGCUUCGUGCCACGCCGGUGACACGCCUAUGAUAAACUUCGACUUCCACCAGUUCGCCAGGGGCAGGAAGCUAGAGAAACUGGAGAACCUGCUGCGGCCCCAGCUGCAGCUCCACUGGGAUGACUUUGACGUGUUCACCAAGGGCGCGAGUGUGAGUCCCCGUUUUCAGAAAGGCACUUUGCGGAUGAACUGUCUCGACUGCCUGGACCGAACCAACACGGUGCAGAGCUUCAUUGCGCUUGAGGUCCUUCACCUGCAGCUCAGGAGCCUCGGGCUGAAUUCAAAGCCCAUUGCCGACCGCUUCGUGGAGUCCUUCAAAGCCAUGUGGUCUCUGAACGGGCACAGCCUGAGCAAGAUGUUCACGGGCAGCCGCGCCCUGGAGGGGAAGGCCAAGGUGGGGAAGCUGAAGGACGGGGCCCGGUCCGUGUCCCGCACCAUCCAGUCCAACUUCUUCGACGGCGUGAAGCAGGAGGCCAUCAAGCUGCUGCUGGUCGGGGACGUCUACACGGAGGAGGCGGCCGACAAGGGAAGGAUGCUACUGGACAACACGGCCCUGCUGGUGACCCCCAGGAUCCUGAGGGCCAUGUCGGAGCGCCAGGCGGAGUUCACAAAUUACAAGCGGGUCCGUGUCGCCAUGGGGACCUGGAACGUGAACGGAGGGAAGCAGUUCCGGAGCAACCUGCUCGGGACCGCCGAGCUCGCCGAGUGGCUGCUGGACUCGCCCAGGCUUUCCGAGCCCGAGCCCCAGGAUGACAGCAGCCCAGCUGACAUAUUUGCCGUGGGGUUUGAAGAGAUGGUGGAACUGAGUGCGGGGAAUAUCGUCAAUGCCAGCACCACCAACAGAAAGAUGUGGGGCGAGCAGCUUCAGAAAGCCAUCUCACGCUCCCAUAGGUACAUUCUCUUGACCUCGGCACAGCUGGUGGGCGUCUGUCUCUAUAUCUUUGUCCGUCCCUACCACGUCCCGUUCAUCAGGGAGGUGGCCAUCGACACGGUGAAGACGGGCAUGGGCGGGAAGGCGGGCAACAAGGGCGCCGUGGGCAUCCGCUUCCAGUUCCACAGCACCAGCUUCUGCUUCGUGUGCAGCCACCUGACGGCCGGGCAGUCGCAGGUGAAGGAGCGGAACGAGGACUACAGGGAGAUCACCCAGAAGCUCAGCUUCCCCAUGGGAAGAAACAUCUUUUCUCAUGACUACGUGUUUUGGUGCGGCGACUUCAACUACCGCAUCGAUCUCACGUACGAAGAAGUCUUCUAUUUUGUUAAGCGCCAAGACUGGAAGAAACUUCUGGAAUUUGAUCAGCUACAGCUGCAGAAAUCCAGUGGAAAAAUUUUUAAAGACUUUCAUGAAGGCAGCAUUAAUUUUGGACCCACCUACAAGUACGACGUUGGCUCCGCCGCCUACGACACGAGCGACAAAUGCCGCACCCCGGCCUGGACAGACCGGGUCCUGUGGUGGAGGAAGAGGCAUCCCUUCGACAGGACAGCUGGAGAACUCAACCUCCUAGACAGCGACCUCGAUGCGGACACCAAAGUCAGACACACCUGGUCUCCCGGAUCCCUCAAGUAUUACGGCCGAGCGGAGCUGCAGGCGUCGGACCACAGACCCGUGCUGGCCAUCGUGGAGGUGGAAGUUCAAGAAGUUGACGUGGGUGCCCGGGAGAGGGUGUUCCAGGAAGUGUCCUCUUUCCAGGGCCCCCUGGACGCCACCGUCGUCGUCAACCUCCAGUCGCCCACCUCCGAGGAGAAAGACGAGUUUCCGGAGGAUGUGCGCACCGAGCUCAUGCAGACCCUGGAGAAUUACGGGACGAUUGUUCUUGUCAGGAUCAACCAGGGGCAGAUGCUGGUGACGUUUGCAGACAGCCACUCGGCUCUCAGCGUCCUCGAUGUGGACGGCAUGAAGGUGAGGCCGCUUGGUCCUGUGCGUCCUCGGGGUCAUGCGUCUCCUCUCCUCGCCGUGCCUUUAGGUGGGGACGGACACAGGGGCUGCGGUGCCGUUUGCCCGGCGAUGGGGUGGGCAGCGUUCGUGUGCAGGAUGAUGUGUGAAACGGCAACUAGGACUGGAGACGUCGAAACCUACUUGAAAGCAGUGGUUUUGAGGAUGUCGGGGCUUCGCUUUGGUCCCUGUCCCAGGCAUGAAUGGAAUUCGGGGCCCGUCCCUGGGGUCACGUGGGCUCCCGUGGUCUACCAGCAGGUGGGCCGAGGGGUCCUGACACCACGGGGUCGAGACAGGCCCCCCCUGAAAGUGAUGGCCUUCCACCCUAAUCGUCUGUGGCUCCCUUGUUCCCAAGGGGAUAUUCUCGAAGAGGACGAAGACUAUUUGGAUGAACUGAGUCAGCCUGUGGUCUCAGACAGUGAGCUGGGCGGGGACGACCUUGCCGAUGCCCCCAGCUCCAUGGCGGCACCGCCCAGCAAGUCACCUGCGCUCCCCAAAAAGAAGCAACAUCCGACCUACAGAGAUGACGCCGCCCUGGUGGAGUUAAAGCAGGAGCUGGAAGCCGUGGGGGACCGCCUCCGCUCGCCAAGUAGGUCUCUGUCGGUUCCCAACAGGCCGCGGCCGCCUCACCCGCCGCAGAGGCCGCCCCCUCCAACAGGUCUAAUGGUGAAGAAGUCGGCCUCGGACGUGUCCAUCUCCGGCACCCACGGGCAGUACUCGAUCUUGCCGACGGCAAAGCUGCUGCCGGGCGCGCCUCAGCAGGCGCCCAAGGCCAGGACGGGGAUCAGCAAGCCUUACAACGUCAAGCAGAUCAAAACCACCAACGCCCGGGAGGCGGAGGCCGCCAUCCGGUGUCUCCUGGAGGCCAGAGGCGGCCCCCCAGGGGAGGUCCUAAACGCCACGGCCCCGAGGGACCAGGAGUCCUCCAAGCCAGAGCCCGCGAUGGGGGCAGCCCCGCUCCUGCCCCGCCGGCCCGCGCCCAGGGUCCCUGCCAUGAAGAAGCCGACCUUCAGGAGGACCGGGAAGCCCACAUCGCCGGAAGAACAAUUCGGGCAACAGACUGUCCAUUUCACAAUCGGGUCCCCGGAGACGAGCCUCGAAACCCCUCCUCUUGUGACAGUCCCUCCUGUUCCCAAACCAAGAACCCUUCUGCCCGGGAGAGGCGCCGAGAGGAAGCCCGAGCCAGACGACGCCCCUGCUGGGGCCACGCCGCCCCUCGUGGGGGUCCCGCCUCUAGUGCCCCCGAGGAGGAAAAAGUCGGCCCCCGCCGCCUUCCACCUGCAGGUGCUGCAGACCCACAGCCAGCUCCUCCAGGACCUGGCCCGCAGCGGCCUCCGCAGCGACGGCCCCCCUGCCCACCAGCCCGAUGGGGGCGCCCAGACUGAUGGCCACAAGGAGCCCAGACUAGAGGCGGCCUCCCUCCUGGGUGAUGGCCAGGACCCCUUCUGGAGCCUUCUCCAGCACCCUAACCUGGUGAACAGCGCCUGGCUGUCCAAGAGCUCUGAGCCCCUGGACGCGGGGACCAGGAACCUCAGGAGGGCACACACAGCCCCACUGCAGGUCAGUGGCUCGGCCGCGGAGGAGCCGCCCCCGGAGCACAGGCACCAAGACCUGGGUCACUGGGCCGCCAUCAGCGACACGGACAAGAGGACGGUGCUGCAGGUGUUCGACCCACUGGCGGAAACCUGAGUGGGAGCCGUGGACAGCGCGCUCUCGCAGAACGCCUGCCUUCCUCCUCAGGUAUCGCUUUAUAGAGAAAAGCCCGUUGGCCUCAACCCCCCGUCAGAAGAGACAUCUAUGUAAAGGCACUGAAGCAACAUUCGUACUUCUGCCCCCUCUUGUGUAGUUUACAAAAAUCGUGUCUCUUAUUCAAUAAGGUUAUUGCUCAGCCACCGAGGUAUGUUUUAUUCCGGACGUGUGCAUUUCGAGUUUCCUCUCAGGGGCCUGGGAAGGAGACCUUCCUGCGAGAGUCCGCGUGUGGGUUUUAGAAAAGGGAAUUAGUGGAUAACGCCUAAGUUCCCUCCCGUCGAAUUUUAAAUGGUUGUUCCAUUUACGUGUGUCUGUGGUGUUUUUUAAUUUCGUUUGUAUUUUACAGAUUCAGAGUAAUUUUUUGGUGCAUCACCCGGGGGGUGGGUGCAUAAAGUAAGGAUCACACUGAAAGGUAGUUGGGACCAUGAAGAGCCGUACCUGCCCGCAUCGCACCAGGUUAGAAAAGUCAGAGACAGAAGCAGCAAAGAGGGCAACCCAACGACUGGGCUGCCCAUUCCCUGGUGUUUGUUUAUGUGCGUGUCUGUAUUAACCUUGACCGUGUGGGAGACGGUGUCUGUACUCUUGGGGCCCUGAAGCAUAUGCCAUCAGCUUCACCCGAGCUUAACCCGGCUAAAGACUCCUGUGUCCUGUCUCCGACAUGCACGCCCCAUAGACUGCUCCAGCCCUGAGCCCUGGUGAGCUGCGUAAGCCAGUGUUUACACGCUAUCGAGCCCCUUUUAAAGGAAACCUUGUGAAUUCGUCUCUUCCCUUCUAGUCUGUACCUGGUAAACGCACACAUGUGAGAACGCUGUGAUGACUGUCUGCUUUAGCCUGGUCUGUGGCUGCAGCGUCAGGAAGGAACGCACACCUGCCCCUUUUGCAUAAGAAACCCAGGCAGCAUCUCCGGACUGGCUUCUCUAGAUGUCUGUUAGGUCUACUUUUUACCUGCGUUUUCCCUAUACGUCUCCAACACCACUGCUGGCCUAUGAAAUCAUUUCAAAAGAAAUCGCCAUACCGCUCCACAUUGAAAAAACAAUGUUGGAAGGCCUAGAGUUUCAUUUGGAGCAGAUACGAUGUUUUUGCUAAUUCACUGGCAGAAAUCUUAGUGUGUCACAUGCCAUACGGAGGAGCCUUUCAUGUCAUAGGGUCACACAGCAAUGAGUCUGGGCUACCCCUGAGGUGACCGGGGAAUGCCUACACUCAAUGCUAACGGUUGGGGUGGCAGGGAUGGUCUUGCCCAGGGAAUACCACUCUCUCUUUACUGAUCAGACCUCUGGGUGUUCAGAAUUAUUUCUCAUUACCACUAUCAAGGUACACUGCAGAUCAUUUACAUCUGGCACUCAAGACAAAAAACUACCACAUCAUUUCACUUCAUCUGAAAACUGAGCAAAGAAAAAGGCAUUACUGACCCAUCGAGAUAAACAGAAUACACGAGUUGACAUGUCAAAAAAAGAUGGUGUUUCUGGCCCAAGGUGUUAGGACACCUUCUGUAGUAAGUGCUUCAUAUUAUUUUUACCUCUCUAACAAGGGCAAAUAAAUAACAUAAUCCUUGAACAUGUUAGCGGAAGCAAGCAAGCAGGAUGGGCAGCAGGCUUGGAGAGGUUCAAUGAUUUGCAGCAUUCAGUUGCUACUAGAGAACAAUUAGAAAUAGAAGCAAAGAUUUCUUGAUGCAAUCACUCUUUUUUUCUAUAACCUUUUUUUCCCACCAAAAGGAGGUGAAUUUGAAAGCAGAUAUAUGUAACCAUCAAUUAGAAAAGCAGGGGAAAGUCAGUACCACAACAGUUGCUUGCAAUGCUGGGAACAGGCCUAAUUCUCAAGUUACUUCUUUGUUCUAGAAAACCAGUAGCCAGUGAGUGGUACAGGAACUGAAUCUCAGUGGAGACAGGUGCUCGUCACACAAGUAGCACUUAGGAAUCCAACAGGAAGUAGUAACACACAGAACUGUGUGGGCCUCGGGACACAGGCCACAAGAAAAAGGACGAGUAGUUUAACAUGAAGAAUUGAACAAAUGUUAUUUGAUCACAGGUGUUCACGUUCAGUGAACAGCACAUAGAGUGGGUUUUGAGUUGAUGCAUGAGGCUCUCACACCAACUUCCUCUUAAGAAGACAAUUAGCAUUGCCUUAUUUAUUUUUUAAAUUGAGGCUUCAUAGCUGUAGGUUUCCUAGGUUAGGGGCAGGCAGUUGAAUAACCUCCAGUGAGCAGCUGCAUCCGGGGAUGUCAUUCUGUGGCGUUUGUAUUUUGGGGUUUGUUUUGAUGCUCCCACGCAGGGCUUUUUACUGUGACCUUGUCGUUUAUUUCAUUACUUUUCUGUAAGACGUUGCAGUUCACUGUGGUCCCGUGUUUUAGGCAAGGCACUUUACAACUCAACACACUCUCUGUGACUCCAAUCGCUGUCUUCCCUUGUACAAUGUCAUCUCCGACUUCUUGGCUAUUUUUAAAAUUUAUUCCAGUAAAUUACUGGAAUUAGGACAUCUGUCUAAGCAAUUCCUGUAAAAGUGUUAAAGUUGUUGAAGUUCAAGACACUUAAUAGAAUUCUCCUGAUGUGUAUAAGCAAAGUAAUGUAUUAAAACAUUCUCUUUAUAACAAAGUGAUUUAUUUCAUCAGAAAGGAAAGCCACAAAAAUUAUUUAUUGACUGACUGGCAAUUAAUAAAAACCCUGUAAUGUUUAUUUGAAGUGCUCAUUUGUACUGAAAUU
Messenger RNA from Myotis brandtii (Brandt's bat), 7226 nucleotides. RefSeq names its product synaptojanin 2 (gene SYNJ2). Gene Ontology annotation, cellular component: perinuclear region of cytoplasm; presynapse. Gene Ontology annotation, molecular function: phosphatidylinositol-4,5-bisphosphate 5-phosphatase activity; nucleic acid binding. The record is from RefSeq and is a predicted model, not a curated record. The annotation marks the transcript as partial. Gene Ontology annotation, biological process: phosphatidylinositol dephosphorylation; synaptic vesicle endocytosis; brain development. The transcript is spliced from 25 exons. NCBI's taxonomy places the organism in Eukaryota, Metazoa, Chordata, Mammalia, Chiroptera, Vespertilionidae.